GACUUGUCAAAAGGGAAAAUAUCAAAAGAUGUCACCCCCUUCAGGAGUUACAGGAACCUGUAAUUAAUCCGUUUUGUCGCGCGCCAAAACAGUUUGUGCUUGAAUUGAUAUUAUCAAAAUGUCCAAAAAAUAUUGCUCUGUGCCUGCUUGUGGGGUAAUCAAGGAUCCUAGAGACCACAAAAUAAUGCAGAUUCCCUUCAAACACUGUGAACAAAAGGUUGUGGUGCAAAAAGGUUUUUAAUGCUACAAGUAGGUACCCCAACAUGAAUCUUUUACCUAAGGGAAUGUAUAGCCAUUAAAACCAUUUCAGGUGAUAAUAUUGCCAAUAAUUUAUACAUUUGUGGUAAAAGAUUCAUGUUGGGGUACCUACUUGUAGCAUUAAAAACCUUUUUGCACCACAACCUUUUGUUCACAGUGUUUGAAGGGAAUCUGUGCAUUAUUUUGUGGUCUCUAGGAUCCUUGAUUACUACACAAGCAGGCACAGAGCAAUAUUUUUUGGACAUUUUGAUAAUAUCAAUUCAAGCACAAACUGUUUUGGCGCGUAACAAAACGAAUUAAUUACAGGUUCCUGUAACUCCCGAAGGGGGUGACAUCUUUUGAUAUUUUCCCUUUUGACAAGUCGGACGAUUGUAACCAAUUGGAGAGACUUUAAUAGUGAAUCAACGAAGACGACGGUAUUAAUUAAGGCGUAGAUUAAGUGUACAGUAGGUUAAGUAGGAAGUAGGUCAAUAGUAAGAUGUCAUGGAAUGCGACUGCGCAUAGCGUAGGUACUGAGGUUUCUUGGAAGGACUCGUUCUCUUUGAGACCGACAGUCGAGUAGGUGAGACAUAAACUUGUAAGCAGUUUAAUAAACGCAAAUCAGCACGUGCUCGUUUUGUUAAUACUUAUCACUGGCGACGAGGAUUAAAAAGAAGAACAACGAAGAUGAUUGGUUCGAUACAAAAUUUCAAUCCACGUGUGGACAGCUGGAUUUUAUACCAAGAACAGCUCGAGCAAUACUUCGAAAUAAACGACAUCAAGGACACGGAAGCAUCUAAGAAGCGAGUAGCGGCGUUGAUCAGUUUAAUUGGCCAAGAUACUUACAAGAUACUCAGAGACCUGUGCACACCAAAAGCCCCUAAAGACAAGACGUACGAAGAGCUCUGCAACCACUUGAAGAAGCAUUUUUCUCCGACCACGUGCGUUUUCAGAGAGAGGUUAGAAUUCUACGACGCGAAGCAGUUGGAAGAAGAGACCGUGAACGAUUGGCACGUGCGAAUACACAAUCUCUCAACGAAUUGCGACUUCGGUGCGGACCUGGGGAACGUCCUCAAAGACAAAUUCGUGUGCGGUAUGCGAAAGGGCCCAAUUCGAGACCGACUGUGCGAGGAAAAGCCGAGCAAAUCACUAGAAAAUCUCUUGGAAAUCGCACUAGCGAGAGAAACCACCAUCAAGGCUGACAAGGACAUUGAGAACAUAGCUCGUAGCUGCAUUCCAUGCAAUAAAGUCGCAAGGGAACCUCAGAAAGCGAUCCCAAUUCCGUGGAAUAGACCAACGCGUCCGUGGCAAAGAGUGCACAUCGAUUUCCUUGGACCGAUUAAUAACAGCCACUACCUCAUUAUGUUGGAUGCUUAUAGUAAAUGGCCUGAAAUUUUUAAAAUGAACUCAAUCACGUCCGCUGCAACAAUUAGCAAAAUCAGGGAAACAUGUGCAAGAUGGGGAAUUCCAGAGACUUUGGUGUCAGACAACGGCACACAGCUCACAUCAGAGGAAUUUUCAAUUUUCUUAAAAAGAAAUGGAAUAAGGCACGUUACCGGACCGCCGUACAAACCAGAGACAAAUGGAACAGCAGAAAAUGCAGUAAAGAGUUUUAAGAAAGGCUUCAAGGCAGCGCUUUUAGACCAAAGAAACCGACACGUUUCGACAGACACUCUUGUCAGCAGGUAUUUAUUCUGGUAUAGAAAUUCCACGCACUGUCAAACGAAUGAAACGCCAGCGAAAUUGAUGCUGGGUAGACAUCUCCACACGACGCUCAACUUAAUGAGACCUGACACAAACCGAGACACGGAAAGGCAAUGUAACCAUAAAGGUCGAGAUUCACCAACAUUUGAGAAGGGAAGUAUAGUUUGGAUUCGGGAUUAUCGGAAGCCUAAUACCAAAACUUGGCAGGAAGCAAAGGUCAUCGACAUACUGGGACCACGAAACUACACGUGCGAGUUACCAGAUGGACAAAAAUGGAGGAGACACGUUGACCAAAUGAGAAAAAGAAUUGAAGCACCAAGCACUGAGGACAGCAAGUCAGAGACAGUACAACCAGCGAAUACAAACCAAGAAGUACCACAAAGGAAGAUGCCUGGGGAACCAACAAUGCCGUCAGCCACACCGCCACCACCAGAACAAACACCAUCUCUCGAACCGCGACCCAAUCCUAUUCCAGUCAUUCCGGUACGCGAUAGACCAAAGCGUUCUUGUAACAUCCCAGCACGUUACAAAGAUUAGGAAUUAAUAUUAGGCGCAUUCGGGUUUUUUUUUUUUUUAAAUGUACUAAUCUUAAAUGGGGGGAUAUGUAAUGUAUUAAUUAAGGCGUAGAUUAAGUGUACAGUAGGUUAAGUAGGAAAUAGGUCAAUAGUAAGAUGUCAUGGAAUGCGACUGCGCAUAGCGUAGGUACUGAGGUUUCUUGGAAGGACUCGUUCUCUUUGAGACCGACAGUCGAGUAGGUAAGACAUAAACUUGUAAGCAGUUUAAUAAACGCAAAUCAACACGUGCUCGUUUUGUUAAUACUUAUCAGUGGUGCAGCGCAACUUUAUAAUGCUAAUUUGGGUAUCAAAAUUUCAAUGGAAAGUUCGACAAAACUGCGUUUGUUGAUUCCGUCACCCCUAGCAACCACCAUUUGAUACCCAAGUUAGCAUUAUAAAGUUGCGCUGCACCAGUGACUUGCGCCACCAACUUGGAAUUGGCCCCUUAGUCUCGCGCCUUUGAUCUUUCUAACCCGAAUUUUAAUACGUCAUCGGUGGUCGUAGCCUACACUAUUUCUAGAUGUCGCCUCUCAAUUUAAAAAGUAUCACAAACGCUUCAUUUGAAAAUUUUAAAAUUGAGUCGUGUACAUAAUUUACUACACUUUGUGCAAAUGAAUUUUUGGAAAAAAUUAAAAAUAGUGUAAUAACAAUAACAUUUUGUAAUUAAUUGAUCUUAGAAACCACACAGUUAUUAUAAUAAAUAAUGAAUUAAGCACCCUAUAACAGAGGAUGUAGUCUUGAAAUUCAGAUUUGGCCCCGCUUCUGUGAUUACGAUUCUACGUUUCCUUAAUUUCUUUUCCAUGUCUUGAUGGUUGUAAAAUUCAACGUUAUUAAAAAACGCUAAUAUAAAUUUAAUUUUUUACAAAAAAAAAAUAAACAAACAAUGGUCCCAUCAAAACAUGAACAAUGUUUUUUAAAAUGUUUCUGUGAAAAUUACACUUAACUGCAAUAAUUACACCGGAUAUUUUACAUUAAAUACACUAGAUAACCAAAAUACCGCAGUUCAGUGUUUGAAUGUGUAAGAAAGAGAAGUACCUCGCGUUGCGCGCCCUCAUCCGGUCACAAGACAAACGACCACCCACGAAAACGGGUCAGUAAAAAUAGCGAGUUGUCCCUACUGAAUGAUCUCUACACUGUGCUGUCGGUCUUAUAAAAGAGACCGACCACCAACGGAAGCAGUCGUCAUUCGCCGGGAGACAGUCUGAACAGUCUUCAAAGUACGCAAGUAGUAACCUAUUAUGUUAGAUACUUUUAAUUCCUUUAGUUUUGCACCACUUUUCAAGCUUUGCGUAGUUUUCCUUGUAACGCCUCAUUGAUUUGUCUGGAAGAACCAAGGCACCACGUUUUUUUGCUGUUUCUUCCACAUCCCAUUGAAUAUUAUCAGUGUCGGUAUCACUCACACUACCCAUUACUACGUUGUUCUUGAAAAUUGUUCCAGAUUUGUUAAAAACUUGCUUUUUUGGAUGAUUUAUGAAAUUGUUUGAAAAUACAAACUACAGAAACGCGCACCUGCAUGUUUGAACGUCGCAAAUUAAAACUUUGUAUUUUUUCUUUGCAUCUUAGAGAUUAGAAUCUCUGCUUAAAUGGGCAGUAUUAUAAACGUUUUAUUCCCUAGAUAAAUUAACUUUCAGAAUAAAAUCAGUUGUUUCGUACAGAUUUAUAUAGGAAACAAAUGAAUUUAUUUGUAGAAUAAAUGUAUCUACUGAAUUAAAUUACCUUUAUAAUCCUGGCCAUAAUAAAAACAAACAUUUGCAAGUAAAGUUUUAUUAAACAAUCAUAAUAUA
Molecule: messenger RNA, 4279 nt
Organism: Zophobas morio
Lineage: Eukaryota; Metazoa; Arthropoda; Insecta; Coleoptera; Tenebrionidae
Exons: 2
Coding region: 925-2478 (517 amino acids)
Biological process (GO): DNA integration
Molecular function (GO): nucleic acid binding
Source: RefSeq, a predicted model, not a curated record